Molecule: messenger RNA, 948 nt
Organism: Trypanosoma theileri
Lineage: Eukaryota; Euglenozoa; Kinetoplastea; Trypanosomatida; Trypanosomatidae
Exons: 1
Coding region: 1-948 (315 amino acids)
Source: RefSeq, a predicted model, not a curated record
AUGUAUAAAGGACAAGACUGGGGAAUUAUGAGUAGUGGGAGAAACAACUCUACGCACACCUCUACACUGCAGCAGCCGGUGCGGUCUCAUCGCGGCGGUUAUCUGCGAUGUCCGUUCAGUAUUCAAUCCGAUCUCGCAGCGAUGGCGGAGCGACACGCCGGAAGUGCCUUUCAUAGUAACAACAAAGCCCGCGCCAUUCGCCGAACAGAAACUGCGCAGAGUAAUUACACUCAGAGAAGAGAAGGUGAGGAGGACGACAGUGACGACAAUGGCCGGCCGUGGAGUCGUGCAGGUGUGGGCGCCCACACACUCACCGCCAAGGAACGUCGAGCACAACAGGAAGAGGCGGAGCGUAUUUACGGUCUUAACAACAACAAUAAUAAUAAUAAUACAGAAGAAUAUAUAAAUACAAAUACAAUAGGGGAUGGAAACAGUGGAGUUUCCGCCAUGAGUGCCUCUCAUACUUCCGCGUCUGAUGGAUUGCCUGUGGCUCUCGCAGCGUGGGAGAAGAGUGCACUGCAGCGUGUGGUCCCCCGUGGUGCUCAUCGCCGUAAUGGAAAACACAUGGAAGUCUCAGAGAAUAAAAGAGAUGAGAAGGGAGUGGGAUUUAGAUCUAAAGAACGCCAAACGAAUAAGGAUGAACAGGAGGAUGUGCAGGAUACAAAGUAUGCAUCUAAUAAACGUAAGCGGGAUAAUAAUAAUAAUAAUAAUAAUAAUAAUAAUAAUAAGGGACACGGUAUAUCUACUGCAGUGCAAACACAACGAAAGAGUUGUGAAGAUGAAAGAGAGCAAAAGGUUCAGAAGCGUGAAGAUAAUGAGUCCACAACUCCCAAAACAAUAGUAGAGCAACCACGGCAAGAGAUAAAGAAACCAAUGAAUAAACUUCAGAGGUUUGAUGAAAUGCGAAAUGCGGCACUUUUUGGAAAGAAGAAAGGUUCUAAGCGUUGA